Neopsephotus bourkii (Bourke's parrot) is the source of this 3453-nucleotide messenger RNA. It is a transcript of the gene RTKN2, whose product is annotated as rhotekin 2. The transcript has 12 exons. Gene Ontology annotation, biological process: positive regulation of cell population proliferation; signal transduction; hemopoiesis. NCBI's taxonomy places the organism in Eukaryota, Metazoa, Chordata, Aves, Psittaciformes, Psittacidae. Bases 181 to 1935 code for a protein of 584 amino acids. The record is from RefSeq and is a predicted model, not a curated record.
GAGACCCGGUUUAGAAAUCUGCUCGCUGGGAGAGUCGGGCGACACAUAGCUUGCAACGUAGGAUACGGGCCGUUCAGCUUCCACCUCCAGAGGCUGCCCGCGCUUCGUGCUCUCGCAGGACGCAUCGCCUAGAAAACUCAGGAGUACGACAUUCAAGAGAAGAUUAACUUUGAAAUCCGCAUGCGAGAAGGUAUCUGUAAACUACUUGCAGUGAGCACACAAAAGGACCAACUCUUGCAAGCAGUUAAAAACCUUAUGGUCAGCAAUGCUCGUAUACUUGCAUACAGGACAGAGCUACAGAACCAGCAAGAAGAGCUGAUCUCAUGCAGAACCAGAGAACAGCUUUCAGAAAAUGGGAAAAAAGACCGGAUGGCAUGCAGAGCAAAGGUUGCUAUAUCAGAUAUUCGAAUACCAUUAAUGUGGAAAGGCUCUGAUCACUUCAGCAAUAAAGAAAAAUCACAGCGCUAUGCAGUUUUUUGUUUGUUCAAAAUGGGAGCUGAGGUUUUUGAUACAGAGGUGGCUAUUGUGGAUAAAGCCAUAACAGAUCUUUGUUUUGAAAAUGUAACCAUAUUUGAUGAAGCAAGACCAGAUUUCCAGCUGAAGGUUGAAGUGUAUAGUUGCUGUACAGAGGAGUCUUUCUGUGUAACGAAUACACCUAAGAAACUAGCAAAGAAGCUUAAAACAUCCCUCAGCAAAGCUACAGGGAAGAAAAUCAAAGCUUCACUGGAAGAAGACAGCACUGAAUCCCUUUUGCCUCCUGACCCUGUCAUCCAUGGAGCAAAAUACAGUAUGCUAGCAUAUACCACUUUGGGGCUGGAGAGUGCUGAGGACAAUUUUAGGACUCACAACCUUACUAUUACAGGAAAUGAGGAAUCCUCUUUUUGGCUACCCCUGUACGGAAACAUGUGUUGCCGUUUAGUGGCUCAGCCUUCCUGCAUGGCUAGGGAUAUGAUGGCAGGUUUUCUUAAUCAACAGCAAAUGAUAGGAAGUCUAACUAGCUGGAGGAGGCUGUAUUGUGUGCUAAGAGGUGGCAAACUCUUUUGUUACAACUCACCAGAAGAAAUUGAGGCUAAACUGGAGCCAGCAUUGACAGUUCCCAUCAACAAGGAAACCAGAAUUCGAGCUGUGGAUAAGGACUCCAAGAGAAGGACUAAUAACUUCUCUGUUAUCAACCCUGUGUCUGGAGAAGCUGUGACGCAACUUUUUGCUGCUGACAGUAGGGACGAACUUCAUGAGUGGAUGGAGGCUUUCUGGCAGCACUUUUAUGACCUGAGCCAGUGGAAACAUUGUUGUGAAGAACUUAUGAAAAUUGAGAUUAUGACACCACGGAAACCACCUUUGUUCUUGACAAAAGAAGCAACCUCCGUCUACCAUGAUAUGAGCAUUGAUUCUCCAGUGAAACAUGAGGGCUUAGCUGAUAUCAUACAAAGAAAAAUUGAAGAGACUGAUGGAGAGUUCCUGCUUGGCCAGCAAAAAGAGUCUGCAUCUUCCCUGUGGGCUUCACUCUUUGAUGGAUCUCAUGAGAUGCUGGUUCAGAAAAACAUGCAUCUGAGCCCCAACAGAAAUACUACAAGUCUUAAUGACAGCAGAGGAAAGAAAAGAAGAGCUCCACCUCCACCCUCUGAAAAGUCACCCUACAGUGCAAAAGCCCAGGUGAACACAGAGCAAGUGGGCAAGGAAAACUGGGAGAAGUCUGACUGCACAUCUGCUAAUAGUUCUUCUUUUGAUUCAAAGUUAUCUGCAAAACUGCAGCAGUUGCAGCCACCCACUGCUGCUCCUCGCAAAAUUGGUCCUUGUAAUGAAAGCACUUUAGCUGGCCAUGGAAAUCUCAUUUCAUUGGUUAACAAGACUGAGUCUGAAACCAAACUGGUACCAGCCCCUAGACAGAAAUGCAUCAGAGAAAUGCUGGACCCUAGAUCCUGGUUACAGCCAUAAACAUCAUAGUUUAGAGAAGUGUCUGGACUUUCAAGUUUCUCGGCCUUCUACGUCUCUUCAGUGAAAAUAGAUUUUAGCAUAUAGCUUAUAAGUAUUGAAACUGAAGUGGAUUUGGCUUUGGUUUUGUUUGGGUGGCGGUUUUUUUCCUUUUAGGUAGGGCAUUACUACUAGCUGCAGUCUCAGCUGUACUCAGUAUCACUAACAUCUAAAUAAUUGCAACUAAUAAAUGGGGGAGUUAUCUCUAUCUGAAAUAACGGUGCUACUUCUGAGGAGUGGUUCAGUGUCCUCCCCUUGAAAAAAAUGCAGUGUUCAGGGUAACUCGGUAUCCCUGCAGCAGGGUUGUUACCAUUACCUUCUACCAGACCAUUAGCUUAGCCCAUCUGCAUCUCUCAGGCUAGUCCAAGUGGGAAUUUCACACAGACUCGGCACAGAUCUCGCAAAAUCAAUUUUCUUGGGCUCCGUGCUUGGCACCACCUAAAAUAUUUUUCUCUCUCCCUCAGUGUUUGGGAACCACUCCUUAUAAUGUGAUAUUCUAUGAAAAGUUAUUGUACUCUUCUGAACAGCUUUCUAACUCCAUAUGAAUUUCUGAAACAGUUCUAUCAAUUUAGCAUGGGAUCGCCUACAUUCUUGCUGGUUCAUGUGCUGUCCAAGUAGACCAGGAUUAUCUGCGUACGAGCAGGAAUGUGAUCCAUGACUGCUACUUGUUUCAGACUAAUGUGAACAUUUAAAAGCUGUACUGCAUAUGAACACCUACUCAGGAUUUCAUUUUUAUGGUUGGCUUUUGGGUUCUUUUGUUGACAAACAGGGCUCUGUAACAUAGCUUCUCCUUUGUGGAGCCUCUCAACUGUUCCUGGUUUGUAAACACAGCAGUGUUACUGGUAAGCAGUAAGGUCUUUUCACCACUUGUUUUUUUUUCUGAAAUAGCAGAAAGUAAGUACUUCAGGUCAAAAUACUGAGCUUUGAUAUUUUUCCAUCUUAUUCUUCCAUCUACUCUUCUACCUAGACUUACCAUUUUUGUAAGAAGCAUGGGUUAUUAGGAUCCCUGUGGCACGUGCAAAACGUCUAUGGCAAAUGGAAAAGAUUCUGUUUUCCUGGAUCCACAACUUAAGUAUCCAACCCUUUCCUUAGCUGAUGCAUUUAUGUCAGAUGCUGGAACUUGUCCAGGAGCAACUGUAUACAUACAGUUCAUUUUUUUUUUUUUUUUCUAAAAUGCAGAUGGCUUUGAGAGCUUUACUCUUUCUCCAGAAGAUUUGUGUGCAUGGUUGGUUUGUUUUAUCUAAUUUUUGUCUUUUGCUAAGCUCUUGGCUGCACAGCUGUAAAGGUGUCUGCUGAGUUCCCUCAGUACCUCAUUGCCUGUUUGGGAUGGGGCUUGAGAGGCAGGUUUCAUUUACAAAUCCUUUUGCAGGAUUAGAGCCCUUUGUUUCUGGAAUGUCCUUGUUCAUUCUUCAUUUAAUCACAUUCCAUUUUCCCUCUGAAAUAACCAUAAUCAUUCUUACAAUAAAUCAUGCUGUUAUUUAA